Molecule: messenger RNA, 334 nt
Organism: Dentiscutata erythropus
Lineage: Eukaryota; Fungi; Glomeromycota; Glomeromycetes; Diversisporales; Gigasporaceae
Source: the annotation of a GenBank genome assembly
AUGAUAUCUGCUUUACUUUGGGUUCGUAAAGGUGCAACUGCUGAGAAACCUGAGAAAUAUGAGCUAGACGAUAAAGAGUAUGACCGAAUAAGCAAAUUAACUGCAGCACAACUAGAAAUCUCAAAAAGCGAAUUGGAAAGUCAUGAAGCCGAAACGAUUAAUGUGAAAAGUGAUCCGGAAUUGGAAAGUCAUGAAGUCAAAAUGACUGAUGUAAAAAGUGACCCAGAAUUGGAAAGUCAUGAAGUUAAAAUGGUUGAUGAGAAUAGUGAUCCGGAAUUAUUGGAAUACAAUUUAGAGCAAUACGAUGAGGAGGAUGAAGAAGAAGAAGGACAAC